AUUUGAGUUGUAUGUUAUAUUUUUUUAAACUGCAUGGCUUCAACCUCGUAAAAUCUCCUUCUCUCCCUCUAUUUUUCCAACUCUCUCCUUUUCGUCUGCAGAGAGCCCCUUUUCCCCGCCUGCAAUUCUCGGCGAAUCUCCCUGGCGCUCCAUCGCUUACGUCUCCCUCUCUAAACGAGGGCCGCCAGCCCUGCAACGGAUCUUCACAAAUGAAUUGGAAAGAAAGGAAGAAGAUAGAAGACCAAAAUGUGGUUUCCUUAGGUGGAAAGUGUGGGCUCUCUCUCUCUCUCUCUAAAUUUUACCUUCCUCCAUGCUUCUUCCUGGGUGUUGUUGAUCAGAUUCCUUGGAAAUAUACUAGCAAAAGCCAGAAAAACAGGCCAGAAGAUCAAGUGCUUAAAAUUAGCCAAGGUAAUUUCAGAAAUGGCGUGUUAAAUGUGAAGCAUAUUUUGAGGAAGGAUGAAGCUGCUUCCCGGGUGGAAGUCCAUAACCAUGGAGCUGGUAAAGAGAAGAAGAGAGGCAAAAAGAAGCAGCAGAAGGGCAGAAAGAGAAGGUGCAGGAGCUAACUUGGACAGGAAAUUACUGAGCUUGUUAGUUAGAGACAUGAAUGAGCAUUGGUAAUACAGUUUAUGUAUAUCAUGAUUUUUUGUAGCUUUCAUACAAAAGACUGAUAAAUGUAUCAUGUGAAUCUGAUUAUAUAUGUGAUAAAUUACUGACUA
This is a messenger RNA of Nymphaea colorata (pocket water lily), 716 nucleotides long. RefSeq lists its product as uncharacterized. The coding region runs from base 12 to 563 and encodes 183 amino acids. The record is from RefSeq and is a predicted model, not a curated record. The transcript is spliced from 3 exons. Gene Ontology annotation, biological process: maturation of SSU-rRNA from tricistronic rRNA transcript (SSU-rRNA, 5.8S rRNA, LSU-rRNA). NCBI's taxonomy places the organism in Eukaryota, Viridiplantae, Streptophyta, Magnoliopsida, Nymphaeales, Nymphaeaceae. Gene Ontology annotation, cellular component: nucleolus.